GCCUCUUUUCCCCCACCAUCGUCAGUCAGCCUCGCCAUCAACCUCCCGUCGUCCCGCAGCCAUGGCCAAGCCCCGGCUGAUUAUCCUCAUUCGCCAUGCCCAAUCCGAGGGCAAUAAGAACCGCGAGAUACAUCAGACCAUCCCCGACCACCGCGUCAAGCUCACCCCCGAAGGCUGGACCCAGGCCCACGAGGCCGGCCGCCGCCUGCGCAAGCUGCUCCGCCCCGACGACACCCUCCAGUUCUUCACCUCGCCCUACCGCCGCACGCGCGAGACCACCGAGGGCAUCCUCGCCACCCUGACGUCCGACGACCCCGAGCCCUCGCCCUACCGCCGCUCCAGCAUCAAGGUCUACGAGGAGCCGCGCCUGCGCGAGCAGGACUUUGGCAACUUCCAGCCCUGCAGCACCGAGAUGGAGCGCAUGUGGCAGGAGAGGGCCGACUACGGCCACUUCUUCUACCGCAUCCCCGACGGCGAGAGCGCCGCCGACGCCUACGACCGCAUCAGCGGCUUCAACGAGAGCCUGUGGCGCCAGUUUGGCGAAGACGACUUUCCCAGCGUCUGCGUCUUGGUCACCCACGGCCUCAUGUCCCGCGUCUUCCUCAUGAAGUGGUACCACUUCUCCGUCGAGUACUUUGAGGACCUCCGAAACAUCAACCACUGCGAGUUCCUCAUCAUGCGCAAGCAGGUCAACGGCAAGUACCACCUCGAGAACAAGCUGCGCACCUGGUCCGAGCUGCGGCGGGAGCGCGCCCAGGCCCAGGCCCUCAAGGACAAGGACAAGGACGCCGGCGACGACAAUAACAAGAACGCCGACGGCUCCGGCUCCGGCUCCAACAACAACAACAACAAGGACGACUUCAAGCUGCAGCACACGCAGAGCUUCGUCGCCGUCCGCAGGUGGGGAGGCUGCCCCAACGGCUGCAACCACACCGCCACCUACAAGCCCCGUCAGGACCUGGACCACGCGCGGCAGCGGCAGCAGCAGCAGGAGGACGAUAAGAUCGCCAACGUCAACGCCAACGGCGCCAGCAGCAGCACCAGCAACAACAACAACAACAACAACAACAACAGCACCUCGGCCACGAAUCUCGCCGCUAGGAGACAGCAGCGCCACGUGUCGAGCUCCGACGGCGAUGACGGCGACAACGAAAAUAACAACAGCAGCACGGACCCUUCCAAGCCCAAGAGCAUCAACAUCAACAACAACAAGAGGGUCAACGUCGAAGCCGCCCGCGCCUUUGACGACAUCGUCUCCUCCCCCGACGGCACCCCGUCCUUCAUCACCGCCGAGGACCGCAUCCGCCACAUAAAGGCCACCCACAUGCACGUCGGCCGCGACGCCGGCGGCACCUACUCGGGCCACGCCUCCCUCGCCGGCAGCGACACCGAGGCCUCCGAAGAAGAAGAAGAAGAAGGCGAGGCCGCCCGCCGCCAGCGCAUCGCCUCGUCGCUCGACUCGCGCAUCAAGUCCGGCACCGCGCAGGCGAACCGCCUCGGGGACGAGCCGGGCACGGACUGCAGCGCCCCGGAGCACGACGGCGACGAGGAAGACGAGGAGGAUCUGGACGAGGUGGAGAGGGAGGACAGGAGCGUCAGGGGGAGCAUCUAUUAA
This is a messenger RNA of Trichoderma reesei QM6a, 1615 nucleotides long. RefSeq lists its product as uncharacterized. The coding region runs from base 62 to 1615 and encodes 517 amino acids. The record is from RefSeq and is a predicted model, not a curated record. Lineage: Eukaryota; Fungi; Ascomycota; Sordariomycetes; Hypocreales; Hypocreaceae. The transcript has 3 exons. Gene Ontology annotation, molecular function: phosphatase activity.